CUCCUGUCUCUGGAAAUGAGCUGGUUAACCACUCUGGAUAUUUCUAGAUAGCACGGUUCCUAAAAUGUAUGUUUUUUUUUGCAGCUGGGGAUUUUGCAAUGAUGCAAAUAUCUCUUUAACUCCACCUAUUGGCAUGAGUGUACUGAUGCCGGGCAUUUUCAAGAACAAACUCUUAAAGACCAGGAGCCAGUCUACAAUGCAUGGGACGUUACAGGACAUUUUUCUACUUUAUCGAAGAUCACUACUUCUUACUACUUCUAUUUAUUGCAUUUUUUUCUCUGGAGAGUUGUUCUUACCAUUCUAACAUUUUAGGAUUUUUGUAUUCUCCUUUUUGGAUUUUACAAUAACAUCUCAGAUAUACAAUGGCUCUUUCUCAUGCAAUGGACACUUUUGUGUCAGGGAGAAAACAAGAACACGCAUUUUCCUUUAUUUUUCUUUGCUUGAUGCUCGGACUAACUGUAGGUGCUAUAUUUUGUCUGAUUUUGCACCUGUCCUCAGUAUGCAGCCUUCCUUGUACUCUGAUGAUUUCUGUUUCUAUUGGAGUCGUUAUGUCGGUUCUUGCCUUCCUGUCCAGGUCAAUGCGUUGUCUGGGAUUGCUUUUUGUACUCUCCUGCAUAAUGAAAAAAGGAAGGAAUGCUCUUAUUGCAGCUGGUACAGGCAUAGUUCUGCUUAACAAUGUCAAAAAUAUUUGUAAAAAUCUCAAAAACCUAGCGGAGAGCUUAACAUGCAACUUGGAAGCAAAGCAGCUAUUUGUAAAUGUAUUCCCUCUGGGCAUUUUUGUUAAAAUCAUGCAUUUCAUUUUUAAACAAAGUCAUGAUUUCUUUGAGAUUCUUAAAUUUGCAGAUUCUUUUAAGUGUAAUGCAAAAAUAAACAGUGAGAAUAUUGAACUUGCGAUAAAUGAAACAAAAGCAAAAAUUCAAAAUACAUCGGAAAGUAUAGCUUCGCUGCUUGACAUUGCUUCUUACGCAGGACAUAUAUUGAUUCUCAUAAUUGGUAUUUCAUGGGUGUUACUUGGAUCUUGGCUUUUUGUAAGGAAAUUUUUGAGUCAUGAAAGCAAAACAUUUGAUAAUCUGUAUAUUACCAAGAGAUUUAUGCUUUACGAUCAGUGCACGAGGCAACAGAAUGAAGUUUGUGUUUUACCUCUCAAUAAUCAAGAAAAGAAAGAGUAUAUCAUAAUACCAAGUCUGAAAAUGUCAAAAAAACAAAAUAAGUUACUGUGGCUAUAUUUCAUCCCUGUCUUCACAAAUAUGUUCAUUUGGACCUUUCUCAUGUUUCUAGACUUUGUUUUUUAUUGGCUGAUAGUUACAGUAAGCAAACAUCUCCAAGAAAUUCCACCUCUUGAGAUACCAGUAAGAGCGUAUUUUUCUGUAAGUACUAUACUCAUAGCAUACUUUGUCCAGUGACUGUAGAUGAGUUAGAGGGCAAGGAGAAACAUAUAUCAAUCCAACUCAUCGGUUUCAUGGAGACUACGAAGCAAAAGUAAAUCUGGGGCAAAGUUCUGAAAGUGGUGGAAACAGUCGGUGAAAGAUUCCAUUAGUUUCACUUUUUGAAUUUUACCCCACCAUGGAAUACAUAAAAUUUCCGUGGUCAAUAAAUCAGCAGACACCUAAUCUGUAAAGUAAAUGAGUAACCUAGCACACCAGAUGUGUGUGAGCUCCAUAUUGCAUGAUUAUUCGCCGGCCUAAAUAAUUCACUAUGGCAAUGAGUAGUGCUGAUCUAAAAACUGGCUCCCAAAAAUGAGGCCAAAAUAACUGACUUGGAAAAAUUCCCAAAUUUGGGUAUUUAACCCUACGUUUUGCAAUUUAGAUCGUGAGGUUCUCUGCUUUGGGAACAGUCACCAUAAACAAAUUGGCUUUGUCCAGUUCAAAAAAUCUUAUCACACUGACUUACAAACUUUUGUUUCUGUCCCAAGUUGAUAAUGUUCUAUGUUCUAUUUUCCUCUUUCAUGAUCGUUUUUACUUACUUAUAUAAACACAUGUAGGCUUAGGUAUUAAUCCUUGAAAAAAAACAAGGAAAAAAAAAACAUGGAAGGACUUUAGUACAUAUGCCAAUAGUUAGAUUUUUUUUUUUUUUUUAUGAAUUAGCAUGAUUAGCAUAAAAAAUACAAAUCUUAAAGACUACUGAUCAGAAAUUGCACAAUUUUGUCUAGUGUAUAGAGUGAUAGUUAAAAAAGAAAAAAAAAAAGAAUCCAAAAUUAAGACGCUGCCCAGUAGACUUGUGCAAAAAUGAAUUUCAAGCAAUUUGCCGAACAAAAUUCCUGUUAAUUGAUAAUGGAGCAAAUUGCUUCUGAAUUGAUCUUAUCUGUUGAUUUCACAAGUGAAAAUAGAGGUAAACGACUGCACAUGUUUAUUGUCCAGGGUUUUCACAUUCUACAAAAAGGUUUUAUUGUAAAAAAUAAAUUUUGUGGAUCGCAAGCCUAGUAGUAGGGCCUAGGUCCAGUAGCUUUUUCGAAAUAAAUAUUUUUAAUUUGGAAUCUUUGUGUAGUGUUUGAUAUUUGGUGUUACUUAUAAACAACGUCCUCAAAAUGGUGUCAAAAUUGCAUUUAAAAUUUUAUGUUGUGAUUUCAGCAGCUUUGAAAACAGUAACAUUCCUAAUGAUACUUCAAAUUCCUUGGUUAAUUAGCAUAUUGAGGGAUUUUAAGAAAUAGGCUACUAUGUUGGGUUAGGGUUCUCUAGGAUUAUGGGAUUACCAGGUUAGCUGCAAUAUACAGCAUCCUCAGUGUUUGGGCGGAAAGAAGUUAAACCAGUUGUACACAUUGUGCUCUUUUGAUGCACGAUAACUGUGUGGGAUAAUGUAGUAUGAUGUGCUGUAAUGAUGUAUGUCCAAAAAUAGUCUGCAUUGUUGUAUGUCCAAAAAUAGGCGGGUAAGGCACUCUAGGCAGUAGCUUAUUACAGGUCACUAGCUCCGUGAAAGAGGGAUUUUGAGUCCACCACAGUAGAAGAAAUUGCAAUCCAAGGGCUUCACAAUGUAGAUGCUUAAUAGUCACAUUUAUUUGCGCUCACAGGAUGCCACACGAAAAAUAAAUGCUAAGUUUCGGCUUUACGGGCUUAGUGUUGUUAAGGCCUUACUGUGUCAUGACUAGGACUGUGUAGGCCUAAACAUCGCAUUUACUUUUUUGUUGUAACCUAUGAGGACCAAUACAUUUGACUAUUGAGCACUUACAUUGUGAUUGCAUUGAUGUAUGUGUUGUGAAUGGAUUUAAAUGUAUUAUUAUUAUUAUUUGGUAUUUGUAUAGUGCCAGCAUAUCAGUUAUGUUGAUAUUUUGUUCUACAUUUAUUUUGCAUGCAGGGCAAGAAAAAAGCUUUUUUAGUACCUGAAACCAGUAGCACAGCCACGUAUGAAGAACACGUCCAAAUGUAUCUGUUUGAACCAAAGUGUAACCCAAUGCCAGGUCUGUGUCUCUCUGACUCCUGGAUUCCCAUCAGCAUCAUAAUCAUUGUAUUGUUUAUUUUUGGGACAUUGUCUCCUUUUCUCAUACAAACCAAAAUGCUAGUGGCAGGAGCUUUUUAUCCAGACAAGGACUUAGAACGCAUAAAGUACAUUCACAAUGAAAUACUAAGGAAAAGAUCGAAAACUACGUCUGACGGUGAAAGACGAAGUCUGGGUACCAUUAUUUCACAAGUAAGGCACCAAGAAUUUGCCAUUUAUUGCAAUUAUUCAUCUUGAGUUUUUAUUAGAAUUUAACAGCUACAAUUUAAUAAGAUUUUGUUACCAAACACAUUGUUGCAUCAAACAAGUGCAGAUUAUUUAACUCCUAGAUUUUAAAUCAGCAAAUCUAUUUCAUAACAAGUCUAUGAUGUUUAGAAUGAAAUUAGAGUUUUGUUGUUUUGUUAAGAAAAGAUAAAAACAAUAAAGAGAAGUGAAACUCUGCACGUUGGCCAAGCUGUCUUGACUGAAACAACAUAAGUUUUAACUGUUUUAACCCUGUUUGACUGUCACAGUAUUCAUUUUUCCUGCAUGUGCAGAUCUAAAUACUUGGAAAUGAAUAAAUGAAUAAGUAUCUUAAGGCAUUAUGUAUUCCAUGCAAAGUUGCACUUGUUGUUUGUGAUAUAGCUUUUGAGGGGUUUUUAUAAUGCGUGUCCUAUUUCAGUUUCUGAUACAUAGCAGCUAUGAACACAGUCAUCUUCUGUACCAGAAGGUCCAUGGGUAGGGCGGUUGCUUUGGGUUUCAUUGUGGAAAAUGAAAACUUGAACUCAAUGGCUGGGCAGUGUCAGAUACAAAAAUGUAUUUGAUUUAUUCACACAGUUGCUACUAACAACUUGACAAAGUUUUGGAGGUGCUCACAUUCCCCUCUCUAAAAGUUCCAAAAUGUUGUUGCAUAAGUAACGAAAUGAUCGAUUGAUAAAGAGAGUCAUGUUUAUCCUUGUAAAGUUGGUGUAAGGUCUUCUCCCAUGUAUGUUUUGGUGAAGAUAAAGGUAUGUGAAGAUCUGAUAUCAUGCAUGUGUGAGGUCCUUCUACCAGACAUGAUGGAGGUGUAAGGUCUUCCUAUCAUGUAUAUUCUAAAAAAGGGAGUUUCCCGGCAAAGAUGUAGGUAUGUAAUGUGAGGACCUCCUGGCAGUAAGUGAUAGAAUGAAAUGAGAACCCUGGGAUAUCUUGUUAAUGUCAUGCAAGACCUACUGCUGCACUUUAGUUAAAACAGAUUGACUGCUAUCUGAAUAUACUUAGAUGAAGGUUGAAUGAGUUCAGGAAGCAGGUCCUAUCAGACGGGCAGAUGAUAAAAUAAGAGUAGGACCAAGGCUGGGUCAAAUCAGACAAAACAUCUUCUUAAUUGCAGAACAUAGUAAAAACACAGAGAGCAAAUCAAAAGAUUGGUCAAUCCAUAAUCUGUUUAGACAUUUCAUCCCAACACUGAGACUUAAUCAAAUUAUGAAAUAACCUAAUAUUAGCCACUGCUGUAGGGGAGAUGUAGACAGGUAGUAAGACUGGAUAUGUUAAACAAUAAAUAAAUAAAUACAUUUAUUAUUCCACUUAUAUCUAAAGGGUAUACCAUUUCAAUGUGUUUUAGUAAAGAAAAACUGUGUUGACUGUUGUAAUCAAUAAUAUGACAAAAUAACUGUGUCUUUAACUACUGAUAUUUCUAUUUUCAGGCAAACUUCUGGUUUCCAAUUUUGAAAAUGAAGUACUCUGAAUUAAUAGAUGAGGAACACAACCAAAACGAGAUUGAAAGCAAAGUUUAAAAUAAAUGACAAUUUCGUACAACACAUUUUUGCAAAUCCAAAAAAUUAAAUAUAUAAAUGAAAAAAAAUAAUAAAAUCAGCUCACUUAUUCUACUUCCUCAUCAUGUCUUUCAACUUCCCCUUUUUCCUAUGUAUGUUUUUUUUUAAGUG
Messenger RNA from Pelobates cultripes (western spadefoot toad), 5327 nucleotides. The record is from the annotation of a GenBank genome assembly. Lineage: Eukaryota; Metazoa; Chordata; Amphibia; Anura; Pelobatidae.